UAGGCUUCCAUGUUCAUGACAAUAUACUUCCCAUUAAAGAUCUACGCCACAAUUUUGUCCCGUGACCCGUGGAAUAGUGUGAAUAAAAGUUUUCUCCCAUAAUCUUUUUCCACAGGAAGGACAGUGAAAUGAUUUGUUUUGUAUGUGUUUGUUGGCAAUUGCAACGUCAACAAACAACACUUCAUUUAUAGACAUUUCGGUGUGUUCCACUUGUUUUGGAAAAUUUAGAACGCCGAGGUUAAAAUGGAUUCGCCGGAUUUGAAAUGAAACCGAAAGUUGAUUUGUAAUUUAUCAACAUGGCAACAUCCCUAGAAAGCUCUUCGAUGGAGGAUGUUACAUUGUGUUCUAUAUGUUUCGAAAAGUUCAAGUCGCCGAGGUUUUUACCGUGUACACAUUCCUUCUGUCACGGGUGUUUAUCUUCCUACAUUGUUAAUGUGUGUAAAUCUACGGAGCCUCGUUUGGGAUUCAAUUGUCCAUUAUGCCGCGAGUACAUACCCAGUCCUGGAGCCUUCGAUAACCCAGAAGAGUGGACGGGGCUUUUUCCUGUGAAUGAAGUUUUAGAGACAAUCGUUCAGAAGCCUGAUAAGAAACUGUGCGAUCCUUGCUUACGAGAUAACGAAAAUGACAAUGCUACCGGGUUCUGUUUUUCUUGCACUGAAUAUCUAUGCCUGGUAUGUACCAAACAUCACAGAAAACAUUUGCUCUCAAGAGACCAUACCGUGUGUCAAUUGAACGAGAUGAAAUCCGGGAACAUAUUUCCUGAAUCAGGAAAUAUCCCUACCUGUCCUGAACAUAAAAAGGAAACAAUAAAAUUCUUCUGUAACGAUCACCAACAGUCCUCUUGUUCAAUGUGUAUAGGAACAAGUCACAGAAAAUGCGAAAGUGUUGAUACUGUCGAAGACGCAGCAACACAUAUAAAACAAAAUGGCCGACUGGAUGUUCUUUUGGGUGAUGUGAAGAACCUGGAAAAGAAACUGACAGAAGCAAAGAGCGAACAAGAGAUGAAUGUAGCAGAAAUAGAGAAUUUAGUGGACGAAAUCAUAGAGAAAACAGAAAGGGAAUUCAAGGAACUUGUUGAUCACCUAGAAAUACUGAAGAACAAACAUUUAGAGGAAGUAGCAGGUGCGCUGAAGAAAGGAAGGGGGAUGUUAAGUGAUUGUACAAAUGUACUUACUGAUGGUAUACAGUGCACAAAUUACUGCUGCCGGAAUAUUGAAAGAGUUAAAGAGACGGAGAAUGACGCUGAAAUGGUGAUGACUUAUUACAGAGUGAAAGAGAAGCUGUUACAGCUGAAACGGUUUAAAUUCAAGAAGAAACAGAUAAAGAUAUCGGAAAUGAAGUCACAAGUUUUGAAAGAAGUGAGAAAUAUGGAAUCUUUUGGAGAUAUUGAAUAUGCUGAAUCUGAUCAUCACAUCAUGUACGAUAUAAGAAAUAUUCGAUUGUCUUUAGUCUCGGAGUUUGACAUUGCAGGAACUUGUGUAUGGAGUGGAAAUUUUCUAUCAAAUGGUAACUUUGUAGUUGCAAAACACAGAGAUAAUGGCGGUUGUGUUAUUUAUAACAAAGACUGGAUAUUCACGGAAGUCAUUGAUGGACUGAGUUACCCCUUUGAAGUAAUACAAGUUGGAGAAGAACUACUUGUGACAUGUUAUCCAAUGAAGUCUAUCGAAGUUUUCUCUGCGUAUGAUCUACAUAAACUGCGAAGUAUCAAUAUAAACGAAGACGUUUAUGGAAUAAGAAAACACAAUGGAGCGUGUUAUGUAGCAUGUGGAGAUAAAAUCAUAAAAAUUGAUAUGUCUGGAAAAAUGCUUAGAGAAUAUAAAGCUGAAGGCAUUAAUAAUAUUUAUUUAAUUGUAACAAAUGAUGCACUUCUUGUGUACAGUAACUGGGCCCUUCAUACAGUAACCACCAUUACGGACCAGGGAGACACCGUCUGGCAGUACAAACAUCUCAAAUUGAAAGAACCCCAUGGACUUGAUGUAGACUCUUUCGGUAAUAUCUUUGUUGCCGCUACAGGAAGUAACAAUAUCCACGUGUUGUCUGGUGCUGGCAGUCUCAUUAGGAUUAUCGAGGAUAUUCCACAGCCAGUGUUUAUCAAACUAAUGGAGGAGAGGAGUAUGUGUUGUGUGUGCAGCAAUUACAAACUCAUGAAAGUGUAUAAAAUGUAGAUUUUUAUAGCUCAGUGUUAAGAUAUUCCAUGAGAUAAGGUAUGCCGAAAUACAAGUUGUUCGACAAUUUGAUAAAUGCAAUUCUAAUUGAAAAUCAAAUAUAAGAUAUGAUUUCGUUGGAUGACUCAACGUAUUUUUACUAACCUAAAAUCUUUAGUGUCAGCCCAUUGGUUUUGUUGGAGCAGUUUGCUGUACAUGAAUGGCUUCACUCAAGGGAGGUCAUGGGCUCUAUUUUUGAUUCCAGUACCUCGUCAAACCUAAGACAGUAUACAUCGGUAGUGAAUCAAUAAUUAUAACCUUAAAGCUAAGAUGAGGUUAUAAAUAUCUUACAAUGUUUUCGCCGCAUACAAUAUUUCAUUUACAUGUAUUUCUGUACAUCAAGUCUGUAGGAAACUACUAUUUUUAUUAUUUUUGGUUGAAUCAAAUAGUAGAGUGGUCUGUCAGAAUAAGUGAAUAAAUUGUCAUUGUACAUAA
Ostrea edulis (European flat oyster) is the source of this 2639-nucleotide messenger RNA. Its product is annotated as tripartite motif-containing protein 45-like. The transcript has a single exon. The record is from RefSeq and is a predicted model, not a curated record. Lineage: Eukaryota; Metazoa; Mollusca; Bivalvia; Ostreida; Ostreidae. Bases 297 to 2165 code for a protein of 622 amino acids. Gene Ontology annotation, molecular function: zinc ion binding.